AUGGAAGGACUCUAUGUUCCUGCUUUCAAGAGGAAGCAAGAGGAGAAGACGAUCGAUGUGGAGCGUGAAUCAUGGGAUGAGCUCCGGAGAAGGAUCAACGGACUGGUGAACAAGGUAAACGCCAGUAAUCUGAAUCAUGUAGUUUUGGAACUCUUGGAAGAGAAUCUGAUUAGAGGAAGAGGUCUCUUGUGUAGAUCAUGCAUGAAAUCUCAGAUGGCUUCUCCUGUUUUCUCCGACGUGAUCGCCGCUUUGAUCGCCGUCGUAAACUCAAGAUUCCCUUCGGUUGGUGAUCUGCUGUUGAGAAGACUGGUUUUACAGAUCCGUAGGGCUUACGAACGCAACGACAAGCCUCUGUUCUUAGCCGUCGUUAGAUUCCUCGCGCAUCUCGUGAAUCAGCGAGUUGCUGGCGAGACUAUAGCCCUCGAGCUUCUCCACAUGCUUCUUGGCGAGCCCACGGAAGACGCUCUCGAGGUCGCUGUUGCGUUUGUUACAGAGUGUGGAGCCACGCUUCAUGACGUGUCUCCGAGAGCCUUUGACAUAGUUUUCGACAGCUUUCGAGGGAUUCUUCACCAAGGUGGUGUGGAGUACAGAUCUCAAUGCUUGAUUGAGUCUUUGAUGGCUCUUAGGAGAUCUAACUUCGAGGGUCAUCCAGCGAUUCGUCCUCAGUUAGAUAUCAUUGUGGAUUCUGAGAAAGUGACGCAUGAGAUGUCUCUGCUUGAUGAAUUCGAUUCUGAGACUUCCCUUGACGUCUUCAAGCACGACCCUGAGUUCCAACAGAACGAGAAGAAGUACGAGCAACUCAAAAGGGAGAUACUUGGAGAGGAAGAUACAAGCGAACAAGAAGAAGAAGAAGAAGUGAUACAAGAUCAUACAGAAACUGAUCUUGUCAACCUCAGGAGGACGAUUUAUCUAACAGUAAUGUCAAGUCUUAACUUCGAGGAAGCAGCGCAUAAACUUUCCCAAAUCAGACUCGAAGCAGGUCAGGAGAUGGAGCUAUGCGUCAUGAUCCUCGGAUGUUGCACGGAGGAGAGAACUUAUCGGUCCUUCUAUGGUCACUUAGCACAGAGGUUCUGCCUAAGAAGCAAAAGUUACAGAGAAUGUUUCGAGAAUCUGUUGGUGGAGCAUUACGCAACAGUCCACCGGCUUGACACGAAUAAGCUGAGGAGUGUGGCGAUGUUCUUUGCGCAUCUGCUUGCCACUGAUGCUCUUCCGUGGCAUGUCCUUGCCUAUGUGCGGUUGACAGAGGAAGACACAACUUCGUCCUCUCGUAUCUUUGUCAAGAUUCUUUUCCAAGAACUCUCUGAGCAACUGGGAAUAAGGGCUCUGAAUGAAAAGCUUCAGGAUCCAAUCAUGGAGAAGAGUUUGGAGUCAAUCUUUCCAAAGGACAACCCUAAGAACAUAAGGUUCUCAAUCAACUUCUUCACCUCCAUUGGCCUUGGGGGUAUAACUGAAAAACUCAGGCAGCUCCUGGCCAAGUCACAGUGA
Messenger RNA from Microthlaspi erraticum, 1485 nucleotides. NCBI's taxonomy places the organism in Eukaryota, Viridiplantae, Streptophyta, Magnoliopsida, Brassicales, Brassicaceae. The record is from the annotation of a GenBank genome assembly.